UAUGGAUAUAUUAUGAUAAAGUAACCGGACUUCCUAAGGGAGAUGCAACUAUAACUUAUGAAGACGCUGACUCAACAGCAGCUGCUAUCAAGUAUUUUGAUAACCAAAAGUUCCUUGAUCAGGUUAUAAAAGUAGAGAUGUCUGUGCGAAAAAUAUCAACCUCGGGAUUUAGAGCUCGUGCUAGAGGUAGAGGACGUGUACUUACCAGGGGUAGUCGAGGUGGCCCUCCUCCCCGUGAUGGUGAUUGGGCAUGUGAAUCAUGCAGUGCUAAUAAUUUCGCUAGAAGAAUGGAAUGUUACAAAUGUCACACACCUCGUGCUAAUGCAUCAGGGGAAGGCGGAUACGGUGGAGGUCGAUAUUCCGGAGCACCUAGAGGUGGGUAUAGAGGACGUCGUGGUGGCCCUCCUUAUAGCAGUGGUAGUGGUCGUUAUGGUGAUGACGAUAGAGGCUAUGGAGGCGGAGGCUAUCGCAACAGCGAUAGCUCACAUGGUUAUGAACAAGGAUACGGGAGACAGAACAAACAAGACGAUCGUCAAGAUCGCAGGGAUAAUUCGAGAUAUCGUCCUUAUUAA
Funneliformis geosporum is the source of this 572-nucleotide messenger RNA. NCBI's taxonomy places the organism in Eukaryota, Fungi, Glomeromycota, Glomeromycetes, Glomerales, Glomeraceae. The record is from the annotation of a GenBank genome assembly.